Messenger RNA from Knipowitschia caucasica, 1050 nucleotides. NCBI's taxonomy places the organism in Eukaryota, Metazoa, Chordata, Actinopteri, Gobiiformes, Gobiidae. The record is from the annotation of a GenBank genome assembly.
AUGACAUCACUGAGGAUGAGAGGGCAAAGCUACAGUGCGGGACAAGCAGGGGGGGAAAGGGCGCUAUCACACUCGUCAGGACGAGAACACAUGCACUCCACAAGAAGCCAGGCGCCUUCGGACCGUCAGUUACGCUACAAAGAAAAAGUGACAGAGCUCAGACGAAAGAAGAGCACUACUCCAAACAAGGAGCACAAAGACAAGCACAUUGAUCAUCGUCCGAGCCACGCCAGCUGCAGAGAACCUCUUUUGGAGAACAUCACCAGUGACUAUGACCUGGAGCUGUUCAGGAAGGCACAAGCCCGAGCCUCAGAGGACCUGGAAAAGCUGCGACUUGCAGGCCAUGUGUCUGAGGGCGGCAACAUGAUAAAGACCAUAGUGUUUGGUCGAUACGAGCUGGACACCUGGUAUCACUCCCCUUACCCAGAAGAGUACGCUCGUCUGGGGAGGCUCUACAUGUGCGAGUUCUGCCUCAAAUAUAUGAAGAGUCAGACCAUUCUGCGCAGACACAUGGCCAAAUGCGUGUGGAAGCAUCCUCCAGGUGACGAGAUCUACAGAAAGACCAAUAUCUCUGUGUUUGAGGUGGAUGGCAAAAAAAACAAGGAGAAGAACUCUUUUCUGAACUACAACGUGUCAUGUAUCUUGACCAUGCCUCAGUACAUGCGGCAAGGCUACGGCAAGAUGCUCAUUGACUUCAGUUACCUCCUGUCUAAAGUCGAGGAAAAGGUGGGGUCCCCGGAGCGGCCCCUGUCGGACUUGGGCCUCAUCAGCUACAGGAGUUACUGGAAGGAGGUUCUACUGCGAUAUCUCAACAACUUCCAGGGCAAAGAAAUCUCCAUCAAAGAGAUCAGCCAGGAGACUGCGGUGAACCCGGUGGAUAUCGUCAGCACACUGCAGUCGCUCCAGAUGCUCAAGUACUGGAAGGGAAAGCACCUGGUGUUGAAGAGACAAGACCUGAUAGACGACUGGAAAGCAAAGGAAACCAAACGUGGAAACGGAAAGACUAUUGACCCCACAGCCUUAAAGUGGACGCCUCCAAAGGGAACGUAG